GUCUCAACCAAAUAAGAAAAUAAACCCCUAAAUUUUUAGGGUUUUUCUCAACGAAUUUCCAUUGCAGCAAUUUCGUUGUUGCAGUCUUUGAGAGGAGAGAGAAAAUGGGAGGAAAAUGCCCCCAUAGAAGCGUAAAACACAGAAGAUACUCUCACAAACAACAUCGUCGUUCUAAAUUUCUUGUUAAAGGAGACGAUCUUGUUUACGAUACUCUCCAGAAAACUGAUUCUGAGAGAAAACCGUUGCCGAUCGAUGAAGAUUUACCUGGUAUGGGUCAGUAUUACUGUCUUCAUUGUGACCGUUACUUUGCCAAUGUUACCGUUAGAGAUGAGCACUUCAAAACUAAACGCCAUAAGAAACGUUUGAAGCUGAUGCUCGGACCUGCACCGCACACCCAACUUGAUGCCGAAUUAGCAGCUGGCAUGGGGAUGCCGGAUAAUGGUCCAAAGUUGAUGUCCAUGUGAAUGUUUAUUUCCUCUUUUUGAUUUAAUCUAUCUGAAGAAAAUGUAGGAAGAUCAGAGAAUCAUUUUAAAAAGCUGUGUUAAGAAUAUUUUCAUGCUUUAUUAAUUGCUUGUUGGUUCA
Molecule: messenger RNA, 582 nt
Organism: Beta vulgaris subsp. vulgaris (sugar beet)
Lineage: Eukaryota; Viridiplantae; Streptophyta; Magnoliopsida; Caryophyllales; Amaranthaceae
Exons: 2
Coding region: 105-464 (119 amino acids)
Molecular function (GO): nucleic acid binding; zinc ion binding
Source: RefSeq, a predicted model, not a curated record